This is a messenger RNA of Lodderomyces parapsilosis, 2238 nucleotides long. RefSeq names its product Nup84p (gene NUP84). The record is from RefSeq and is a predicted model, not a curated record. Gene Ontology annotation, cellular component: nuclear pore; nuclear pore outer ring. The transcript has a single exon. The coding region runs from base 1 to 2238 and encodes 745 amino acids. Gene Ontology annotation, molecular function: structural constituent of nuclear pore. Gene Ontology annotation, biological process: mRNA export from nucleus; regulation of DNA-templated transcription; post-transcriptional tethering of RNA polymerase II gene DNA at nuclear periphery. Lineage: Eukaryota; Fungi; Ascomycota; Pichiomycetes; Serinales; Debaryomycetaceae.
AUGGCUCCUCGAUCACAAGAUCCGAUGCUUUCAGACGGCUCAGUCAGUAUUUACGGGCAAUUUGCGAAAGUUUUGGAGCAUCAACUACCUAAAUUGAGGUCCCAUGAGGACAAUUCAUUCGACGAUUCAAUUCUUCAAGAUCGUGUACACCAACUUUUUGAGAUUGUCCAACAGUUUAGCGCUAUAGCAUCAGAAAAGGCAUUUAAAGUAAAAGAAGAGGAAGUGUACAAUGGAGUUUCCUCACCCGAAGAGUUCGAGAAUUGGGAGCUUGAAAUGAAGUUAUGGAGAUUAGUGGAAAAGUUGUACAUCACACGUUUGAUUCCUAAUGAGCUGGAGCAAGAGCAAAAGCUUGAAGAGUUGACAAGCAUAUUGCGUUGGUUACAAGACAACACUCCAGAUGUAUUGAUCCCUGAUAGCGAGGAUAAUUUGAAUCCUCGAAACAAGUGGUCAUACACUAGGAUCGCUGUUAGCACUGCACAGUAUAAACCAUUAGUUGGAAAAGAUAUCGAUCUUGAUUUAGUAGAAAACCUUGAUGUUGAUGCACUAUUGAGAACUGAUCAAAGAAUUGAGCCAGCUGAUGAAGAGAAGGACGCAGAGAUUUUUGAGGUUAUUUACAAGUUUGUUCUUUUAGGACAUAUUAAAAGUGCAAUAGAUUAUGCUAAAGAUACUGGUAAUUUUGCAAUGGCACUCAUUCUUACAGGAGGGUUGGAUGACAGUGAUGACAUGAGCGAUACCUUACAGCAGAGUAAGAUGGUUAAGUCAACUUGGAUCAAACUUGUUUACAAGUUGUCUCAGAACCCACGAUUAAGUCAAUUCGAGAGGUUGAUCUACACGUACUUGAGUGGAGGCGAUAUUAGUGGCAAUUUGGAAAUUGCAUCGGCCUCUUAUGAUGAGUACAUGAAUGUUUUGAUUAAUCAGCUCCUCGUGUAUCAAUAUUUAAAAAAUGAGAAGCACAAAUCAGUUGAUAAUAUUCACAUACCGCCUCCACAAGCAAAAUCUACAAAGGAUGUCUUGACAAUUGUAUCCUCAGCCGCUGGAACGAAUGCACAAAAGGAGAGCACACACCUUAUCAGAAACAUAUCAGCCUCUGUGAUGAUCAAUGAAGUUGAAUCAUUGAUCAAAAAUGUGAACAAAAACACCGAUAACAAUGUCCUUAGGAUUUUGACACACUUGGGAAUAUUUCUUGCAUUAGUGAAGCCAUACCAAAACCCAAAAGAUUUAGGCAAUGCAAUCACCGAAUAUGUGUCAAGAUUGUUUGAUUCGAACCAAGCCGACUUGGCGCCCCUAUAUUUGUCACUUAUUCCUGAUGAAGAAGACGCCAAAAAGGCAUACUACUCGAUACUUACUGCCAUCACUGAUAAAGAAGAACGCGCUAGACAGCUACAUGUUGCCAAAAAAGUUGCUUCCCUACACGUUGAUGACGAUACUGUGAUUGUAGCAGAUGAUGCUCCGAAGGAAAAACUUGAAAACGUGUUGAAAAGUAUUGUUGAACGGGAGAUUGAGGAGACAGCACCUUAUUACAAGCAAAGCAAUGGUGCAAUUGUGAUUUUCGAUGAAGACCUAGAUGAUUCGAUCAGCAAAGAAGAUUCGAGACUAUGCAAUGCAGUCGAUUUGUUCUAUGAGAAUCGCAUGUUCGAGGAUGCUAUAGAAUCAACCAUUACUAUCAUAAGGCGAUUUCUCAUGAUGGGUAAAUUGGCAAGUUUGAAAAGAUUCUCCAAAGACAAAAAUUUCAAAAAUCUUGUUUCGGAUUACAACGUUCAGAAAAUGGGUGCAGAAAAUGAUGAAAUCAGUGAAGAUACAAAGCUUGAGUUGAUACAUUAUGAAAAUUUUGUUGAAGGGUUGAGAUUGUUGAGUCAGUGGAGAAGUUUCCAUGCUGGCCUGAGCACUUAUGAUGGAUCAACAGUGGAGGCGUCACUCAAUAAAACCACUAAGCUCAUGACAAACUUGGUUUCGAGUUGGCUUAAAGAUUUCCUGGAUCCCAUGUUGAUGGAGUUUAGAACUUUAUACGUGCCUUACUUGAUUAUUGAGUUGAUCACAAUCUAUGAAAACGCUAGAAUGAAGGAUUGGAAGUAUAUUAGGUUGGCUUUCAACUUGAUUGAGGAAGUUGCUAACGAUGGUGUCAAUGAUUAUCUAAAAUGCUUUGAAACUAGUGGGAGGUUGCAAGAGUUUUUGGCCAAAGUAGGUCAAUUGUCGGCUAUUGCCACAGAGCAAGGAAAGCAGGGUUUAUACUGUUUAUAG